Messenger RNA from Pseudocercospora fijiensis CIRAD86, 654 nucleotides. RefSeq lists its product as uncharacterized. The coding region runs from base 1 to 654 and encodes 217 amino acids. NCBI's taxonomy places the organism in Eukaryota, Fungi, Ascomycota, Dothideomycetes, Mycosphaerellales, Mycosphaerellaceae. The transcript is spliced from 3 exons. Gene Ontology annotation, cellular component: Golgi apparatus; endoplasmic reticulum; COPII-coated ER to Golgi transport vesicle. Gene Ontology annotation, biological process: endoplasmic reticulum to Golgi vesicle-mediated transport; Golgi organization; intracellular protein transport. The record is from RefSeq and is a predicted model, not a curated record.
AUGCUGAGCGCAGCACUGCUGUUUGCUCAGACACAAGCGCUGUACUUCUACAUCGAUGGAUCGUCGCAGAAAUGCUUCUUCGAAGACCUGCCAAAGCACACGUUGGUUGUCGGUCACUUCAAGGCGACGCUAUACGAUCACAACACGCGAACAUACCAGCCCAACGAUGACAUGGGCAUCCACAUAAUCGUUGACGAGCUCUUCGACAACGUAUAUCACCGAGUGGCCUCCCAGCGUGGCCGAGCAGACGGCAAGUUUACAUUCACUGCUACGGAAUCCGGCGAGCACCGCAUGUGCUUCACACCCACGAACGUGCCUUCCCACAGAGGUUGGAAUCUCCUCGGUAGCGAAGUCGGCGGUAUCAAGAUGGAGCUUGAUCUUGUCAUCGGCGAGACGAGCCAGAUCGAGAGCAGCGACAAGAGCAAGAUCAGCGAAGUGGUACAAAAGGUCAAAGACUUGACGGCAAGAUUGCAGGAUGUGAGGCGUGAGCAGGUCUUCCAACGCGAAAGAGAAGUAGAGUUCCGAGAUCAGAGCGAAGCGGUCAACUCCCGAGUGGUCAGAUGGACGCUGAUCCAGACCGCUGUGCUUGCUAUUACAUGUGCAUGGCAACUAAGCUAUCUGCGCGCCUUCUUCAUCAAGCAGAAGCUCACGUAG